GCACACACACACACACACACAAUGCACAUGCCCAAGGACAGGCCUCUUCUAGCUGAAGCGUAGAGGAAGCCGGCUUCCUCGCUUCACUCUCAGGGUGACGGCACUUUUAAAAGAGAGGAAAAUAAUCUCCCCCGCAGCAGCCGGAAAACAGAAAUGUAAGGUUGUGGCCUUUCUGUUGCUCUUUCCCCCCCCCCACAUCUUCUUCUGGUGCCUUUCAUUCUGCUGCGAGGAGAUCUCUGGAUGCGCCGACUGGAUGACUGAGACGGCAGCGAGGGGAAGCUCCUUGGUUUUGUUGUCAGGAGACAGAGGCGCCUGACAGGAGACCGACUCCUCUUCAAGGAUCCUAACGAGAGCUGAAACUACAGAUGAGAAUAAUGUCUGAUGAGACGGAACAGAGGAUGUGCGAUGAAGACUUUGGUUCGGACGAGGAAGGCGAGGAGGGAGACGUGGAGUCCUUUCUGGAGGACAACAGCAGCGAGCUCAUGGACCGACUGAAGGAGCUGGAGGCGGAGAACUCAGCUCUAAUGUUGGCGAAUGAAAGUCAGAGAGAAGCUUAUGAGAGAUGUUUGGAUGAGGUGGCCAACCACGUGGUCCAAGCUCUUCUGAACCAAAAGGACCUGAGAGAGGAGUGCAUCAAGCUGAAGAUGUUGGUGUUUGACCUGGAGAGGCAAAACCGAUCGCUUUGUGAGCUCUUUCAGCAGAAACUGCCCAACCACCCCACGGCCCACUACCAGGUCCAGGCGGGACCCCUCCCAGACUACAAUGCACAGCUGCACAAUGACUCUGCCAAACAGGUGGAGCCUGCACAGACUGAAGCCCAAGCCAAGGGAAAUGGCUACCGCACACAGCAUGCCUCCCCUGGCCCCCGUGGCCCUGCCUCCUCCAUGGAGGCCCUGUCUCCCUUCUUCAAGAAGAAAGCACACAUCCUGGAGGUACUUCGCAAGAUGGAGGAGACAGACCCUCUGAAAUUCCACCCCUCCACCGCAAGCAUGUCUUUCUGCGACUACAGCCAGGUGCUCAUGUCCACAGAGGCUGUGUUGGCCACUGCGGACCCCAUUCCACUACCCUGCAAAUCCCACCACACACACUGCCACUACUCCUGCUCUGACACUGACUCCCACCAGCGUGUCAACGGCGACGGGGCAGUGAAGUGUGAGGCAGGGAACGCCUGCUGUUUACACUGCAAGAGGAGCCCAGACAGUCCUCCACAGCCAUGCAACCAUGUCUGUAGUCCUUCAAAAGCCAACUCCGCCGCCCAGAGCCAUGUCCUUCCUGCAGCUGCCGCAAGCGAAUGUCACAGUAAGAACCGAACGGCGGAGUCCGCCCCCCCGUCCAAACAAUGCACCAAGAAUGAAGCCCACCAGCAGCCAGCGGGCGCCGCCGCCCCCCCCUUAGUCACAGAAACAGAGGAUCCGAGUCUGGAGUCGAUGGAGGUGGAGCAGGAGAGCCCUGAGAGUUGUCUCAACUCUGCUAGUGUCGCUGAAGAGCUCACUGGUUUCUGUCCCACCUCCCACCUGCCCACUUCUGAGAAGGAGAGCGCACGGAUCUCCCACUGCGACGCGGAGACGAGCGACGCCGGUCAUGACGGCGUCGAGACCGCCGUGCCGGACGACCCCGCGGCCGUCCCCGAGAACGACCGCACAGGUCAGGAGGCUUGUUCCGCGAGAGCCGGCGGCUCCGUCAGCCCGAGCACGUCGUGCCUCAGCGACGUCAAAGCCGCCGCCGUCAACUCGCCGUCCAAGCUGCUCAAGUUCUUGAAGAUUCCGUUGAUCGGGGAGAAGACGCAACCUUCGGCCGCCGCCGUCCGUCUGAGCCCGCAACUCACCCGCAGCUCCAGGAUCCCGUGUCGCACCAACAACUACGAGGUGUACCACUCGCCUGUUCCCACGCGCAAAGCCACCACCACAGAGAGGUGCAGGCAGCCCCCUCCACCCCCCACCAGGUCGGAGUCCUACCCCGCCACGCACUCGGCGCCGACCUCACCUCCUCAGCCUGAAGACGUCUCCCCCCCACCCGCUCAGGGUAUGAGCUACAGCAGCCUCUCUGCACCGAAAGCCAGCGCCGCUUCGAAGACGGGAGCGCCCUCCUCCGCGUCCUCCUCCUCGCCCAAAGUAUCUCAGAGGGUCCCUCAUUAUGAAAACGUCUGUGUUAUGUCUCCCAACUCCAGAGAGGAGGAACCAAUCCAGGGCCUUGAAAAAAGAACCACACUUCCAUCCCAAACAAAGACAAACGGGGGUGAGAGGAAGCUCGUUAAAUCGCUACCAGAAAGUGUCCUCGACCCUCCUCCUCAGCGGAAGCAGUCGUCCUCGUCCACGUCCUCGUCCACGUCCGAAUCCACGUCGGACGAGGACGAGGAUUCGGACAGCCCCGUGUGGGUGAACCACCACGGCCUGCCUCACGCAUCCGGCAUCAGCAAGGUCGCGCAGGUCAGAGCCCACUUCUCCCAAAGCAGAGAGAAGCAGGAGGCCGAUGUGAGGGAGGUCACGGUGCAGAGCUCGGCGGUCGCCCACCAGCCGCCGCCACCUCCGGUCAGGAGGAGCGACUCCUCUUCCAUCCCCAAGAGGCCGGUGGCCGUGGCCACGAGAGCCCAGGCGGAUUCCAGUCACCACGCGUUCAAAGAGCGGCUGGCUGCGCUGGGAAAGCUGAGGAGCUCUGAGGAUUUACAAGUCGGUCUCAGGCCGGUCAACACAGUGAAUGAGGCCUCCUGUGGAGAAGAAAGGGGCAAGGAGCCUCCGGAGAUCCAAAAAGAGGAGCAGAGACAUUCAAAAUACAUGGAGUCUUCGGAUGGUAAACCCAGAGUAACUAGUGGUGGUUUGAAGUACCCGGGUUCAUCUCAGCUCUAUGACCAGGCUGUCAAAUCCUCUGGUUCAGUUGUGGUGAAACAAGAACUGUGCGUGGCCAAGACAGAAGGCUCCAAGAGUAAGAUCAGUCUGCCGUCCCCCAACGCAGAUGCUCCACAGGUAUUACGCAACAACAUGAAGUGUCCUGGCUCCCUGAAUCUGGCCUAUAACCUUAAACCAGUGGUCGGUCCUCACAGCAGCAGCAGCCCCAACAGAAUUCCCCCAAAGUCGCCGUCCAAACCGUGCCAGGGCCCGUCGGUCCCCAGGGGGGGGAAGCCGCCCGCAGAGGCCCCACGCUACUCGUCCAAAUCCGAGGAGAGGACCAAGAUCAGCGGCAAAGGGAAAAAGAAUCCCAUGUACGGAGACAGUCUGCCGCCGCCUCCCCCGAGACCUCCGCUGUCAGAGGGGGAGAAGCCGGCGCCGCCAGUUCCCAGCCCGCAGUCCGCCAUCGAGCAGAAGGUGAUGAAGGGCAUCGAGGAGAACAUGCUGAAGCUCCAGGAGCAGGACCGAGGGGCGCAGCCCCCCGAGGUCAAGCAGAAAGCCUCCAACGGCAUCGCCAGCUGGUUCGGCCUGAAGAAGAGCAAGCUGCCAGCGCUCAGCCGCAAGACGGACGCGACCAAAGCGAAGGAGGAGAAGAAGGAGUGGAAGAUCAACAUCCCCUCGGUGGGCAGGGACUCUGUGAAAAUGGCCACCAGGUGUAAAGAAGGAGUGGAAGGCCUGAACAUCUCGUCACUGAUGGAGAAGGCGGAGGGGCUGAGGAGGGCGCUGGAGGAGGAGAGGGCGUACGUGGAGAGGUCAGGGAGGGGUCACUCCUGUGAGGUGGUGAUGGACCAAACUCAGGGACAGCUGGCUGUCAUGUACAGGGGAGCACGCUCCGACAACUUCAUGCAGCAGCUGUUGAACAGAGUGGACGGGAAAGACGUGAUCAGCGUGCCACAGCGUCGGCUCUCGUUCGAUUGUAAGACGUCCAAGCCGGUGUUUUUACAGCAGGGCGACGUCAUCAGUCACACCACCAGCCGGGACGAUAUGGAGAAGGGAUCAGACAGAAUUGGCAAGAUCACGUCAGAUGAAAAUCUUGCGGAUUCAGUUCACUCCCAACACUUUGCAGCUUCCGGUGCGUCCACGUACACCCUGGACAGCGGCAUCGGCACGUUCCCCCUGCCCGACUGCAGCAGCGGCGCAGCAGGGCGGAGCCUGUCCACGACGAGGGCCGGGGCCGAGCGCCAUUCCUCUGGCUCCCCGGGGAGGGCCGGCCGACGCGCCCGCACCCUGGACAGAGAGCCCACGUCACAGGAGGACUGCUACGCGCCGCACAAGCAGCUGAUUCCUACCAUCCAGUAUGGCUCCGUGCUGGAGGGAAGAAGCUGCGCCGGCGUCAUCCGUGAAGACAAAGAGGUCCACGGAGCGAACAUGUUUUCCCCUCGCUUGAAGACUUGGACCUUCCCCAACCUGAAGACGCCAGCCGGCCCUGCAGAGGUCUACCUGGCGGUGGAGGAGGAAGAAGAGGAGGCGGUGUCCUUUGGAUCCCCAUUCAGAGGGAGCAUGAAGGCCGGCGGUCCCUCCUCCAGCCGGGUCAACGACCCCGGCAGCUUGCCCGUGCCUGCCCAGUCGGGGAUGAUCCGCAGGGGGAAGACUCGGACUCCCAGUGUCCCUGAGAUGAGCAGGGAGGCCGGGCUGGAGCUGCUCAGGGAGCGGCCGGAGGAAGCUCUCUCGCCAAGCCGCCCUCAGGUCCCGGAGACCCCCGAGUCCCUCAGCGAUUCUCUGUACGACAGUCUGUCGUCCUGCGGAAGCCAAGGAUGACCCCGCCAAGGGUUGGGGAGGACAGAGAGCGGCGCAUGGAGUCCACAGACAAUGAGACACAAGCCCGCUCUGAACAUGUCUUCUGGAUGCCGGCUGUACUGCGAUGCUGCCGAACCCACCGCCAUCUUUGAGAAAGAGAAGCUGCUUUUUUGAUGUUCACAAGAAUAUUGUGGUGAUGCUUUCUCAUCAGCUGUUUCUCUGUUGCAACUGGAAAGAGAUCAAUAGACUUCUCCUCAGGAUUUCCUAUAAACAUGAAGCCAAAAGCCACCCCAAAUCAUAUAGGCUGUUCACCUUUUUCACAAUCAAGACUCUUGUGGACACUCUUUAUUCAUGUAUAGAGGACUACAAAACGCAUGGCUAAGCAAAUGAUUAGCACAAAAGUGAUCACUCCUGGGAGUUGUUCAGCAACGUGUCUUUUGUUCAUCAUCAUCGUUGUUGUGUACAUCGAGGAAGAGCUGAUCUGUAUCAAUACCUUCAUUCUGGACAUCAUUUCCGCACAAUGUAUUGAAAAAAACGAGCUCCGUAAAAAAAAUGAAUGUUAAUGUCUGUGAUUCUUUAUUGCUAAACUCAUGCAUCACAAUUUUAAAUGUAUAAACAAUUUUAUUGAACAUGUUGAUAUCGUUUUGCAGCCAAUGAAGGUUGUCUGAAAAUUUCAGUUUUGAAUCAUUUUACAUUUAAAGGUAAUAUAUACCAGCAAUAAUAACAUAGAUAUGAGAAAUGGCUACACUAUUCAAUGAAUAUGUAUUCUAUUAUUUAUUUAUUUUAAAUGUACAUCAUUUACAGUCAUCUUAUUUUCUUUUUGUAAUCCUUCUGUGAAAUUGCAGUCUCUUCGCUUCGUAGAUUAUGUUCAUAUCUGGUAUUUCAACAUCUCCGUUGCUGUUCGUUCCCUAGCCAAUAGAGGUCCUAUGUACCUACUGCCGUUUUUCAACUUUCUAAUUAAAAUGUUUUGAUUUA
This is a messenger RNA of Pseudoliparis swirei, 5594 nucleotides long. It is a transcript of the gene nckap5l, whose product is annotated as NCK-associated protein 5-like. The transcript has 13 exons. The record is from RefSeq and is a predicted model, not a curated record. Gene Ontology annotation, biological process: microtubule depolymerization; microtubule bundle formation. The coding region runs from base 366 to 4640 and encodes 1424 amino acids. Gene Ontology annotation, cellular component: microtubule plus-end. Lineage: Eukaryota; Metazoa; Chordata; Actinopteri; Perciformes; Liparidae.